Messenger RNA from Manis pentadactyla (Chinese pangolin), 1296 nucleotides. Its product is annotated as cytochrome P450 2K6-like. Gene Ontology annotation, molecular function: oxidoreductase activity, acting on paired donors, with incorporation or reduction of molecular oxygen, reduced flavin or flavoprotein as one donor, and incorporation of one atom of oxygen; iron ion binding; heme binding. Bases 1 to 1296 code for a protein of 431 amino acids. The record is from RefSeq and is a predicted model, not a curated record. Gene Ontology annotation, cellular component: cytoplasm; intracellular membrane-bounded organelle. NCBI's taxonomy places the organism in Eukaryota, Metazoa, Chordata, Mammalia, Pholidota, Manidae. The transcript is spliced from 8 exons. Gene Ontology annotation, biological process: xenobiotic metabolic process.
AUGGGACCAAAGAAGGUGGUAGUGCUUUCUGGAUACGAGACAGUGAAAGAUGCCCUCGUCAAUUAUGGUGAUCAAUUUGGGGAACGGUCUCAAGUGCCUAUAUUUGAAAGGCUUUUCGAAGGAAAAGGAAUUGCUUUCUCUCACGGUGAAGCUUGGAAAACUAUGAGAAGAUUCAGUCUGACUACCUUACGGAACUUUGGAAUGGGCAAACGGAUCAUUGAAGACACAAUUAUAGAGGAAUGCCAGCAUCUCGUACAGAACUUUGAGUCUCACAGAGGAAAGCCCUUUGAGGUCAAAACAAUAAUGAAUGCUUCCGUUGCUAACGUCAUUGUGUCAGUGCUGUUUGGAAAACGGUUUGACUACCAAGACACCCAAUUUCUGAGACUCCUAAGCUUGAUUGGUGAAAAUGUGAAACUCAUUGGAAGCCCUAGAAUUGUGCUUUUCAACAUGUUUCCUGUCUUGGGGUUCCUCCUAAAAAGUCAUAAGACAGUACUCAGGAAUAGAGAUGAAUUAUUUUCUUUUAUAAGGAUGACUUUCCUAGAUCACCGUCAUAAACUUGACAAAAAUGAUCUCAGAAGUUUCAUUGAUGCCUUUUUGGUCAGGCAGGAGGAGGAGAAAUAUACAUCUACUGACUAUUUCAGUGAUGACAAUUUGGUGGCACUUGUUAGUAAUCUGUUUGUGGCAGGUACAGAGACCACGGCCUCCACACUGCGCUGGGGGCUUCUGCUCAUGAUGCGCUAUCCCAAGGUCCAGAACUCUAACUACUCCCCAUCUUAUCCAGAAAAGGUCAGUGAUGAGAUCACCAAGGUUGUGGGCUCGGCCCAACCUCGAAUCGCACACCGAACUCAAAUGCCGUACACAGAUGCUGUCAUUCACGAAGUACAGAGAUUUGCUAAUAUCCUGCCCACAGGCUUACCCCAUGCAACCACCACAAAUACUACAUUUAAAAAUUAUUAUAUUCCAAAGGGCACUGAGGUCAUCACUUUGCUGACCUCUGUACUUCAGGAUGAAACACAGUGGGAAAAACCAGACACAUUUAAUCCUGAGCACUUCCUCAGCUCGACUGGAAAGUUUAUCAAGAAAGCAGCUUUCAUGCCCUUUUCAGUAGGUCCCCGGAUGUGUGCUGGUGAGUCAUUGGCCAAGAUGGAGCUUUUCCUAUUCUUCACCAGCCUUAUGCAGAAGUUUACCUUCCAGCCACCCCCUGGAGUCUCCCUUCUGGACCUGGACCUCACUCCGGACACUGGCUUCACUGCUCAACCAAGGCCUCACAAGAUACGUGCUCUGCUCCGGGCCUAG